This is a messenger RNA of Dunckerocampus dactyliophorus (ringed pipefish), 4083 nucleotides long. It is a transcript of the gene ccdc181, whose product is annotated as coiled-coil domain containing 181. The coding region runs from base 1536 to 2978 and encodes 480 amino acids. The record is from RefSeq and is a predicted model, not a curated record. Gene Ontology annotation, molecular function: microtubule binding. Lineage: Eukaryota; Metazoa; Chordata; Actinopteri; Syngnathiformes; Syngnathidae. The transcript has 6 exons.
CAGGACCUUCCCCCUGCUCCUCAUCUGCCGGGCAGCCUCUUCCGUCAAGUGUCCAAACACCACAGAGACGUUGACUCCAGCCUUCUCGAACACUUUCCCAUCCUGCAUCACACAGCUGAUCCCACCGCCACCUGGAACACAGACCCCCCCCCCUCCGGUGUCUCUGCGUGCUUUUCACGACGACAAUAAUGACGCCUAUUACCUUCUUUUCUAUCCCACCGGUCAACUUUGAAGGUCCCACCGUCCACCUCCUCCAAGGCUUUGCAGAACUCGGCCUGUGUCUCCAUGAUGAGCAUCUCCAUCUUGGUGCACAUCUCCUCCUUUCUCUCCUGCAGCGCAGCGACGUCAGUGACCGGACGAGACAUGAACCCUCGGCAUCUGGUCAAGAUGUCAACCUCACGGUCCGUCUCCUCUGCUGCUUGGGGUACCAAAGUAGCCAUCUCAGCCCGCCGGAAGUGGUCGACGUUGGCUAAAAAGCCUGCAAGCGCCGCGGCUGCUGUAGUGACAGCAGCGGCUCCGCUCAGCGCCAAGACUCCCCUCCUGCUUCGACCGGCUGCGGUCCCAUGGGACAUGAACCGGACCCCAGAAGUCCUGGAUGUGGUCAAAGGACCACUGGAAAGGGGACACGACGGACGCGACGGCCCGGCUCUUGAAAGCCACUUUAAAUUUGAAAUCAAACUCCGUCUCGACGUAGCUUGUGCCGUAUUUUUGACGGCGUAAAAUACGAUAGUGGCCAUUUUUGUAUUUUAAAGAAAGACACGUAUGGCCUCACUUGUCUGGCGACCUUCGGCUUGUUUAGCAGGCGCGAACAAACUAUCCAAACAUUAUCUGAACUCGCUGAAUACUGAUAGCAACCGCCGUUCACGCCAAGGAGCCUGUACUUCCGCAUUUUUGACCAUGGCAUGUCGGGAAAUGACGUUUUUCUGGUAAAUACAGCUGUCAAAGUAAUGAGACGUACCUGACAGCACACUACAAUCCCACAAUGCCUUGCAAAAUAAGACUUGAAGUGGCAUUUAUGUACUCACGCUCAGCAACACAUUCGCUAAUCACCGUGCUAAAAUGUAUUUAAAAAAACAAAGACGAUCUAAAAUAUUAACUUUAAAAGUUGUGCAGAGAUUAUUGACUAGUUUUUAAUUCACAAUACAUUUUUACGCGAUUAAAAAUAAUCGUUUUUAGAUUUUUCUGAAUCCCAUUAAACGGCUUUCAUGUGAUAUUAUUGUCUCUUAUCACACUGUAGCAUCCUCACAAUAUUACAGUAAAUGACCUUAUUUGCUGUCGUUUCUUAUCUCUAGUUCACCGUGGAGACCGUUAGUGCUUCUGCGCAUGCGCGGGUGCACAUGUUGUCAGUCUCUAUGGCGACAGCGCUCUUAAUUCUUGUCGGGUUGCAGACAGCUAGAGAUUAUGUGCACAGGUGUCGCUCCGCAGGCCGACAGGCUCAGCGUGCAUGCGGCACACUUGGACGGUAGCAAACAACACGUUUGCAUGUUUCUUCGCACCUCUGUUGGCUCCACGGGGAUCCCGCACAGGAACCACUGAUGAUGAGUGAAGCGGUAUGCACGAAGACCCGGGAGGAGUACGAGGACGACUUCGAGAAAGAUCUGGACUGGCUGAUCAGUGAGGAAAGUCGGAGCGAGGAGCAGGGUCCUGACUAUGAGGACAUCGAGGCGGACAUCGACAAAGAUCUGGCAGAGGAUGAGAAACAUCAUCGCAUGAAAGGGAAGAAGAAACAUCAUCAAGUGGAGGAGAGAAGCAACCAAACAGAAGAUCUGGAGGAGGAUGAAGACAGGUGGCCCUCACCUAUGGAACCACUGGAGUAUGACUCGGACAGGGACAGCCCUGGUAAGUCCUCACCUUUGGGCGUGGAUGCGCAGACCGACGAGGAGAAGAAGUACAUUCUGGAGAAGAUCCAGCAAGCCAACCGACAGCUGAAGGAUCAGGACGCUCCGGAUUUGACUCGGAGAAGGCGGCUGCAGUUUAAAGAGACGCUGGUAACCUUGGUGGUUCCUCCAUCGCAGUUUGGAAACUGUGGACAGGUGGAUAGGGGAGAUGUCAGCAAAGAUGCAGAGAUGGAGGUGUCAGGGAAGCUCUCCGAGCUCAAACUGUCCCCUGGAGAAGAAGCCCUCAAAGAGGGACGGGUCCUUGUGGAGAAAGAUGGCAGGUUCCAUCUCGUCAGCCUGAAAGAGGUUGAAAAUCAAGUCCUCCUCCCUCCUAUAGCGCACAACGGGAAGAGCCCCACAUGCUUCUCCUCACCUCGUCCCCACGACGGAUCUUCUUCUGCCUGCCACAAAGCCGAUCCCCUCCGGGUUCCGAGACCUCCGGCCCCGCCCGGAGGAAGGCCCAGCUCUGCCUGUCACAGCCAGACAGGCGGCCAGAGAAGAGGCGUCAGACGUCGGGUGCAGUCGGCCACGGGGACGCCCAGCCAGGCCACGUUCAAGCUGUCUCCUCAGCAGAAAGAGCUGCUGCACAAGUCCCAGGAACGGAAGGAGAGGCUGGCCAGAGAGGCCGAGCAGCGUAAGCUGGAGGAAGAAGAGCAGAAGAGGCAGGAGAACGAGCUGGCUUUCAAGGCCUGGCUGAUGAGGAAGAGGGAGCAGCUUCAGCAGGAGAGAAGGAUCCACAGAGCCCAAGAGAUGGAGAGGAUGACUUCUAAGCGGGAGUCCAGCGAGCCGGAGGAGGCGUUCAGGCUGUGGCUUCAGAGGAAACAGGAGCAGCAGCAGCGAGAGAAGCAGCUGGUGCAGAUGAGGAGACUGGAGGAGGAUGGCAGUUACCUUCUACGCAGCCGCGAGGAGUGUGAACAUGCCUUUAAACUGUGGCUGACCCGGAAGCGCGCCGAGAAGCGCGCCGAGCAGCAAGCCGCACGUGAGCGUUCGCGCAGGUUUGUUGUGGAGGAGCGGCGUGCGCGACGCAUGAGGGACCUGCUGUGUCCGGCUGGUGACGCCAGGACGUUUCGGUUCACCGAUCAGCUCACAUGUCGCUUCUGAAGACGGUAACCUCCAAAUUCAUUUGAAAAUACAUUAGUCAUUUUGUCAUUUUUAUUUGUAUUUGUAUGCAGGAUUACAUUUCUGGGACCAGCAUCAGAAACCGUCAAAAAACAACCAUGGAUUACUGACACCCAAGAAGGGACUAUCCUGUAAAUGCUCUCCUGUCAACUCCUCAUAGCAGAUCUGAAAAACCCCAAAUAAUGUAAAAAUACCUAUUUUUGAUACGCUAAGCCCUAUCAAAUGCCUCACAUACUUAGUAAACUGUGCAAAAUGUAAGUACGCUGAGUAAAAUGUGUUGUUCAAGUUCACGUUUUUGCUUCAAGUAGGUACGUUUCAAUUUCCAUCAUGUGAGCUGCAUAUGAACCACAUUGUUAUUAUUAUUGUUAUUAACAUUGUUACGCCCAAGAACUGCGUGAGUUGCAUGGUGACACCUCGCCACAUUAGCGACUAGCUUCACCACACACUCGCUCACAAGGAUCAGGCUGCGAGCCAAAGGUAACGCUACGUAUUGGAGCUGCCGCCACUGCUGCUGUGUUUCUGUUCCUUUCUAUGUUGCUAUGUGAAAUCAAUGCACCCAGGAAGGAAGUUCCCAAAGUACUCCAAGUAUUCCACGUUCUGAUGAAUGUACCUGUUACUACAUGCAUGAUAGAAACACAGCAUGGAUAGAAAACCACCAAACCUUGUUGGAGCUUCUUGGAGGUGUUUUCGUAGGCGUCCCAUUACGUGCAUUCAUGACCCGCAUCUUUUGACCUGUUUUUCUUCUUUCUUUAGAAGGCACAGAAAAGAGAAAGCCAUGCGUGUUCAUGUCUCACACAAGGAUCGUGCGUGAUGGGCAACAUUCCAAAAAAAGUGCACUUGUCCUUUAAAUGGAAGCGGUCGUGUGGACAAAGAAAGUGAAGUUCAACCCCAACAUCACCUCAGUGACCUCUCAGCAUUCAUAAUGUACACGUGAACGUCAUUUAUUGUCUUGUUUACUUUGUUGUUGAGGUUGAUGCACUUUCAAUUGGGAAAAAAGAUAUUUACUGUUGUAUGAGGAUACACUGUACUGCCUGUAGUACUGUUAUUUUACUCCCAUGUUCUCAAUAAAUACACCAGUUGAGUUCCA